GUACGUAGAAAGUGGACCCGUUGACAGUUUGUUGAAGAAUAAAGAAGUGAACGGAACAGACAAGGAACCCAAGACCGACAGCCAGGGAAGAAGCUGGACGGAGAAGGAGUCGAAGCGGCAAGCAAUCGGAAAACCUUCUCAUCUAUUUGCAUUGCGAAUUGUAAUCUAUUUGCUUUUCACUUGUGCAACGCUUCCCCAGGUGCUUCAUGUAUGACAAAGUGUAGCUACAGCAUUCGACCUGAAGAUCAUGGAUUUCCUAGUUGGAGCUUUCAAGCCACCAUGUAAUGUUUCAAUCUCAUUUGCUGACGCAAGAACUCGCAAACAGUUGGCAAGCUGUCUCUACAUGCUCUCCAUGCAAAAAUCUUCAUUUAUUAGGCACUUCUAACUGAAUAAAGACCAUUCUUCUCCUUAGACCAGAACAAUGUAUCAUUUGAACUGGUUCCGUUGAAGAAGGACAAUGGCCAAACCAUCAUGGUUCCUCUCUUCCAAAGUCAAGAAAAUAUCAUUGGGGAGGUUCUUAUAGAACCAACUCAGGGGAAGAAAUUUGAACAUAAUGGUGUUAAAAUUGAGCUCCUUGGCCAAAUAGAGCUAUAUUUUGACAGAGGAAAUUUUUAUGAUUUUACAUCUCUUGUGCGUGAACUUGAUGUUCCUGGUGAAUUAUAUGAAAGGAAAACAUACCAAUUUGAAUUUUCUACUGUUGAGAUGCCACAUGAAUCAUACAAUGGAAUCAAUGUUAGGCUAAGGUAUAUUUUGAAAGUGACAAUUGGUCGAAAUUAUAUCAGCAACAUUGUGGAGUGCCAGGAUUUUGUGGUUCGCAACUACACUCCGCCUCCAUCAAUCAAUAACAGCAUCAAGAUGGAGGUUGGAAUCGAGGACUGUCUACACAUUGAGUUUGAGUAUGGUAAAAGCAAGUAUCACCUAAAGGAUGUCAUCAUUGGCAAAAUAUAUUUUCUUUUGGUGAGAAUCAAGAUUAAAAAUAUGGAGCUCGAGAUUAGGCGUCGGGAGUCAACUGGAUUGGGGCCCAAUACAUAUGUUGAAACAGAGACCCUUGCGAAAUUCGAGUUGAUGGAUGGUGCUCCUGUUAGAGGAGAAUCUAUUCCAGUCAGACUUUUCCUCAGUCCAUAUGAACUGACACCAACAUAUCGCAACAUCAACAACAAAUUUAGUGUGAAAUACUACUUGAAUCUUGUUUUUGUGGACGAAGAAGAUCGGAGGCAGCACACUAUGGCUUCAUCUAGUGGGAUUCUUGUCUGGUUCUUUUCAGGAGUUGGUGGAUUCAUCUUCAUGAGCUACUCCUGUGACUUGCAAUUUUAACGAGGUUGCUGUUUGGCUUUGCUUUUUCUUGAUAAUCAAACACAUGAAAUGACAGCAUUAAACUCCAAAAUCUUGCCUUCUUUUUCUUGUGUCUAAUAUAAAUAUUUUUGAGUUUGGGUCAUAGAUUUGUGAUUUACAUUGCCAUUGUAUCAUCUCAUUUUUCAAUUUAAAUAUAUGGAGCCCCUUUGUGUA
Juglans microcarpa x Juglans regia is the source of this 1506-nucleotide messenger RNA. RefSeq names its product vacuolar protein sorting-associated protein 26A-like. Bases 472 to 1314 code for a protein of 280 amino acids. The transcript has 15 exons. Lineage: Eukaryota; Viridiplantae; Streptophyta; Magnoliopsida; Fagales; Juglandaceae. Gene Ontology annotation, cellular component: retromer complex; endosome. Gene Ontology annotation, biological process: intracellular protein transport; retrograde transport, endosome to Golgi. The record is from RefSeq and is a predicted model, not a curated record.